Impatiens glandulifera is the source of this 1705-nucleotide messenger RNA. RefSeq names its product fatty acyl-CoA reductase 3-like. The transcript has 10 exons. NCBI's taxonomy places the organism in Eukaryota, Viridiplantae, Streptophyta, Magnoliopsida, Ericales, Balsaminaceae. The record is from RefSeq and is a predicted model, not a curated record. Gene Ontology annotation, molecular function: alcohol-forming very long-chain fatty acyl-CoA reductase (NADP+) activity. Bases 52 to 1566 code for a protein of 504 amino acids. Gene Ontology annotation, cellular component: intracellular membrane-bounded organelle. Gene Ontology annotation, biological process: long-chain fatty-acyl-CoA metabolic process; suberin biosynthetic process.
UAUCCUUCUUUCCUACCUACUAUCUAGCUAAUUAAACUCUAUUCUUCUUCAAUGGCGUCUCUACCAGUAGAUCAGCAAAAUCUUCAUCUUUUCCAUAAUAUGACCAUUUUGGUCACUGGCGCUACUGGUUUCUUGGCUAAAUUAUUUGUGGAGAAGAUGGUAAGAACUCAGUCAGAUUUCAAGAGAAUGUAUCUUCUAAUAAGAGCAGAUGAUAUUUCAUCAGCCAAUAAACGCUUACUAGAUGAGGUCAUAGAAAAUGAAUUAUUUCGAGUUGUUGGAAAAUUGGGGGCAGAGGGACUUAGGUCUUUUAUUUCGGAAAAAAUAGUUGCAGUUCCUGGGGACAUCAGAUCAUUCGAUCUCGGGAUCAUUAGGAAUGAUGACUCCAACUCCAAUAUUAUGUUACAUAAUAUGUUUACACAUAUUGACAUUAUUGUUCAUUCCGCUGCCACCGUGAGAUUUGAUGAAAGAUAUGAUACUGCAAUAAACACAAACCUGAAGGGAGCUAUGAACGUAUUGAGCUUUGCCCAAAGAUGUACAAACUUAAAAUUGCUUCUUCAUGUCUCCACUGCCUAUGUAUGUGGAGAAAAGGAGGGAUACAUACUAGAGAAGCCCUUUUAUAUGGGUGAAAGCCUUAAUGGAAUUGAUGGAUUAAACAUUGAAACCGAAAUUAGAAUGAUGGAAGAUCAUCUGAGUGAACUAAAAGUAAAAAAAGCUAAUGAAAAAAAAAUUACUUUAGCUAUGAAAGACAUGGGCAUGCAAAGGGCAAGAAAGUAUGGGUGGCCAAAUACAUAUGUAUUUACAAAAGCAAUGACUGAAAUGUGGUUAGGACAAUGGAAAGGUGAUAUUUCUUUGGUUAUUAUGCGUCCAACUAUGAUCUCGAGCACGUUCAAAGACCCUUUCCCUGGUUGGAAUCAAGGCAUCGGAACAAUCAAUGGAUUCAUCCUUGGUUAUGGCAAAGGAAAGAUGAAAUGUCUAGCAUUUGAUCCACAAUCAAUUUGUGAUUUGAUCCCAAGUGAUAUGGUGGUAAAUGCAAUGAUUUGUGCAAUCAUAGUCAACAUGAAACAAAUGUAUCUUCGUGAUACAAUAAUUUAUCACAUCGGCUCUUCUAUGAGAAAUCCCGUCACUUACGGUUGUCUUGCAGUCAGCCUGUUCAAGUACUUCACCAUUAAUCCUUGGGUUGACAAAAAUGGUAAGAUUGUUAAGGUUGGCAAACUCAGGUCAUUUAGCACCCUUAAGGCCUUCCAUGCAUACAUGAAUUUCUAUUACUUGAUACCAUUGAAGGGCCUGAAAUUGGUGAACAAAGUAACUUUUUUAUCAAUAAAAGGAAACACUCACGAACAACUUAGUAGAAAGAUCAAGUUUUUGAUAAGGCUGGUUGAUAUGUACAAACCUUACUUGUAUUUCAAAUCAAUAUUCAAAGAUAACAACACUGAGGAACUACGAGAAAUGGUAAGAAGAAUGUACAAGAUAGAUGAAAGUACGUUUAAUUUCCAUUCAUCGUCUAUUGAUUGGGAGGAGUAUUUCAUGAAUACACAUAUUCCCGCAAUCGUCAAGUCUCUUUUCUAAAAGGAUUUUUCUUCUUCCUUCAAUAAGCUUAAGCUUGUUAAUUUCUUGUGACAUUAUUAAUUAUUCUCAAGAGACUUAGUUUCUUCCUAAGAAGUCAUUAUAUAUCUUCUUCCAACGUUCUCAUCUACUUCCUUAAUAA